CUGCUUUCAUUGGCCCACCUCUGCUCCUUGUUUAUUUCCGGAAGUAAGUAAACAGUGUCCCACUUCCCAUCAGCACUAUCAAACAUCUCCAACGACGCAACUACAGGUGUGUCCUCUUCCACAGGAUGGCACAUUGGUUUCACAGAAACCCACUGAAGGCAACAGCGCCUGUGUCCUUUAAUUUUUACGGUGUGGCAGGGAGCCCCUCUGCCAAUAAGAUAUGCAAUGACCUGAGGACAACCAGGGCCAGGCUGCUGGAGAUGUUCACUGAUGUCACCUGCAACCCUGAGAUCAUGAAAAAUGCCACAGAUGCUUACUUCUCCCUCUUACAAGGCUUCAUCUCAUCCUUGGAUGGAACUACGCAGGAGAACAAGAUGAGGUUCAUCCAGAACUUCAAGUGGACUGACACCUUACAAGGAAACAUACCAAGUGCCCAGCAGGAUGCAGUGUUUGAAAUGGUCUCCAUGGCCUUCAAUGUAGCCGUCUGGUACACCAAGUUUGCCUCACGACUAGCAGGCAAAGAAAACAUAACAGAGCCUGAGGCAAAAGACGUUCACCGGAGCCUGAAGGUUUCUGCUGGAAUAUUCAAAAACCUCAAGGAGGUUCACAUCCCUCGUCUCAUCACCCCGGCUGAAAAGGGCAGAGACCUGGAGCCCAGAGUGAUCGAUGCAUACAUCAUCCAGUGCCAAGCAGAAGCACAAGAAGUGACAAUUGCCAGGGCGAUUGAAUUGAAGCACAACGCCAGUCUCAUCGCAGCGCUGGCAUUUGAAACGGCAAACUUCUAUCAGAAAGCCGACCACACACUGAACACAUUGGCACCAGAGUGCAGCAGCAAGUGGAGGAAGUAUUUUCAGCUGAAGUGGCACUUCUACAUGGCUUAUGCAUACUGCUAUCAUGGACAGACACUGCUGGCAAGUGACAAGUGUGGUGAGGCCAUAAGAUCCCUCCAGGAAGCGGAAAAGUGUUACUCCCGUGCUGAGGCGCUGUGUAAAGAGUAUCGUCAGACCAAAGGCCCGGGCACCACAGCCAAACCAUCAGAGCAACUGUUCUUCCUCAAACUGGGUGGCCUCAUUAAAAUCACACUGGAGAAGUGCCAGAGGGAAAAUGGAUUCAUAUACUUCCAUAAGGUCCCAGUUGAGCCCCCCCUGCUGGAGCUGAAGGCGAGUUACGGCCUGGCUGAGCCAGUCACAUUCGAGCUGCCGCCUCUCAGCGAGCUGUGCACUCCUGAGGUUUACGCCACCUUCGACCUGACUAAAGGAGCCAAAAAUGGAAAGGCAAAACCCAAGGAGGAGGAGGUGAAACCAGUGAAGGAGCCAGAUUUGAAGCCUCAGACGGACACAGGCUGUGUCGUCUCCUAAACCCCCCACGCACUUCAUUUCCAGCCUCAUGCUUCAUCUCCAUCGACUGUACUGAUGGCAUCUAUAUUUCCUUCCAAGUAUUCAUCCAUAGGAAAUGUAUUUUUUAAUUAAUCCAUGACGUUUUACAUUUAUGCUAAGACACGUGUAUUGUAUGUGGGUAUGACGGCCGUUGUUGUUGCAUUUAAGCCAGAGCCAGUUAAACAUCAUCGCUCAUAUGUUUGGCGUUUAAUUCAAACUGAAUUUCUAUGAAGUAAACCUGAAACACAAACAAACAGACAGGUCUUUCAGGCUGGGGUGAGUGAUUACAUCUGAAAUACUUUCUUUAAAUUAGGUUCUGAUAAAAAAAAAAAAAAAAGCCUUAAUGGGCAAUGCAGUUCUAGUAAUGGUGCCUUUGGCUGCAUUAACCUGUUCACUGUUUCCUCUUAUUAGUGUCUGGGUGUUAAACUCUUAACCACUGCAUUGCGCUGGCCCGAUGAUAGACAAUUAAAAAAAAUGCACAUCGGUCAAUUAAACAUUAUAGAUGGCUAUAUAAUGACUAUAGAUCCAAAGGUUUUAAAACUGAAUAUUUAGCACUACAUAAACUAUCAUGAAACAAUCUGCUAAGACUCAAUGUAGGAUUUGGAUUCACACAACCACCCUGCAAACUAAAAUUCUUUUCAGAUGACUAGAAUACAUUCUAUUCAGAACACACACACAAAAUGAACAAAACUGCAUGUGUAGUUUGUUUUAGCUGUAGCAGUUUACAAUCACAACUUUUAAUUUAGAUCACAUGACGUAUGUACUGUAGUUCUUUUUUUGUACAUUAGAUUUACAUAGCUGUUUUCUGCUUUGACUUUUCAUUUAAAGAAGCUUCAUUGCCACUUAUAUUUGAAUCCUUAUUAAUGGUGUCCUGUCAGGGAAAUUAUGCCCUAUAGGUCUUUAAUUUAUUUCUAUUGUUAUGUAAUGAUAGUUAAGUUGACCACAUAACCCACUUAACGACAGUAUACAGUUCUGUGUAAUUUGAAUCAUAUGUUUAUUGUGAUUGAUUUGGGUUAAAUGAUAUUCAUUGUUUCAGUGGAUACAUCAGAAUAGUCCCUGACGUAUACAAUGCUCACUCCUGUAAACCUGUCAGCCGCUGUAGUCAGUAGCUGACACAGAGUACCUGUAUCUGCUGAGUGUCAUUAUUUUCCUUUGAGGGCAAAAUUUCACACAUACACAAACUCAAAGCGAGUAUCGCGGGUCAAGAGUUCAGCAGAGUUGAGCUCCACGCAAAACCACGCUGCAAUUUGACUCGCCACAGGAAGUGAAUGCAUUCGCCUCCUCACUUGCACAGAUUGAGGCGAAGGUUUGCCACUGAUAUAUUUGCGAAUGUGUGACCGGGCCUCUAUGGUACACACACACACUGGAGCUUGAGGAUCACAUGGACAUUAGUGUCUGAGAUUAUUUUCUGUGCUGGUUCAGGAGCAGUACAGCAGCUUCUUCUGAUGUCAGAAAACUCUUCCAAUUAGCAUGGCCGCAUCAGAUGAAACAAAAUUAUCAACUGUAAAUAUAUUAAUUAAAAACAGUCCACACAUGCUCCUCCAUUUCCCGACUUGUGUAUUAACUGACCUGAGCUAGACUGCUACUGAAAAGGUAGUCAAGCAUCUCACUAAAUUUCCUAUUUGCACAUUGUUAUAAGUUGUGAAGGGACAUCUAUUGGUUAAGACACGUUUCUCCUUGUGGUUUGGUUUGGUUUUAAUGGCCAUGUUGGACUUAAACAUUGAUCAGUGUGUUUAACUGAGAAGCAUAAAUCUGAGCUGAGGUGUUCAUUAACAAAGA
This is a messenger RNA of Paralichthys olivaceus (Japanese flounder), 3155 nucleotides long. RefSeq names its product BRO1 domain and CAAX motif containing (gene brox). The record is from RefSeq and is a predicted model, not a curated record. Lineage: Eukaryota; Metazoa; Chordata; Actinopteri; Pleuronectiformes; Paralichthyidae.